Messenger RNA from Ostrea edulis (European flat oyster), 2355 nucleotides. RefSeq names its product cytochrome P450 2C25-like. Bases 531 to 1997 code for a protein of 488 amino acids. The record is from RefSeq and is a predicted model, not a curated record. NCBI's taxonomy places the organism in Eukaryota, Metazoa, Mollusca, Bivalvia, Ostreida, Ostreidae. Gene Ontology annotation, biological process: xenobiotic metabolic process. Gene Ontology annotation, molecular function: heme binding; iron ion binding; oxidoreductase activity, acting on paired donors, with incorporation or reduction of molecular oxygen, reduced flavin or flavoprotein as one donor, and incorporation of one atom of oxygen. Gene Ontology annotation, cellular component: cytoplasm; intracellular membrane-bounded organelle. The transcript is spliced from 3 exons.
CAGGCAAAUAUAGUAAAAAUAAUAUAUAGGCACAUGCAGUAUAAAUACUAGGACAAAUAAGCAACAUCAGAACCAACGACAGACUGUUUUUGCAAUAUAUGUGCUGCCAUCCCGACAGUCGUGAGCUAUUUGUGAGUAUGAUCAUUUUAACGACUUUAAAGAUUGCGAAAAGUAAAUUUAAAGGAGACUGAUUUUGUAAGCGAUGAAUUGCUAUUUUGUGAAAGAUGUUGUCUCAUAACUACAAAGGUGUGAGCAAACAAAUUGGAUAACGUACGUUAUUCAAUAACUGAGCCCCUGUAAAUAGUUUCGACUUAAUGAUUUUGAUUUUCUCCGGAGAAUCACUUGCAAUAUAAACACAUCUGAAUAUCACGUUGUACUAGCAUGUCGAUGAAAAGAUUAAAUUCGCAAACAAAAUAUGUCAUGAUAAGGUGCAUUAGCUGCACAGACACUUACCUGGGCGCUGACCUACUUAAUUCACUAUCAGGAUUUCUAAUAGAAUAUUGAAAACUUAUUCGAGACAUCAUUGAAUUAUGUGGGUGGUUGUUGUCAUCGGUUUUUUAUUGGUUUCUCUGAUUUGGAGUCUGACCGGACGACGUAAGGGGCUUCCUCCCGGUCCGACAUGUUACCCCAUCAUUGGAAAUGUCGGAAUAAUCAAGCCGUCAGAAGCCGUGCAAUCACACAGGAGAUUGAGAAAGAUUUAUGGAGAUAUCUACACGGUGAUGAUCUUUCACAAAUCUAUGAUAUUUGUCCAUGGAUAUCACAACAUACGAAAUCUUUUACUCAAAAAUGGCGAUUUACUUUCUGAGCGACCAAACGUAUAUCCCGCUGAGGUUAUUACAAAAAGGAAAGGUUUAGUUUGGACAUCCGGUUCAUUCUGGAAGGAACAGAGAACAUUCGCACUGACAGCGAUGCGUAAAUUUGGAUUUGGGAGACGCUGCAUGGAAACUCAGAUCAUUGAAGAAGUAGACUGUCUAAUGAACGAAAUGGAAAAAUUCCACAGCAGUGCGUUUGACAUUCAGGCCCUACUGAAUAUCACCGUCUCAAACGUUAUUUGCUCACUUUUGUUUGGGAAAAGGUUUGAUUAUAAGGAUGCCAAAUUCAAGCAUUUUACCUCACUGUUAGAUGAAUUGUUUGCUAAUGUCAAGGCCUCUUCACCAGCCUUUAUUUUGCCUUGGUUACGUCAUAUCAAAAUGUUCAAUCUUGACAAGACGACAGAAUUAGCGAAUACUUUGUUUGGCUUUAUAACUGAAAUGGUCGAGGACUGCAAACAGAAUUUUGACGAGGACAACAUCAAUAACUACAUCCAUGCCUAUCUUCUGGAACAGAAACGAAGAGCCAACGAACUGGACACCACAUUCACAGAUGAACAACUAAAUCACAGUGUUCGAGACUUUUUCGACGCGGGCACCGAAACGACGUCCACUACACUGAGGUGGGCGCUCCUGUACCUAAUGCAUCAUCAGGACUGGCAGAAGAGGCUCCAGGACGACAUUGAUGACGUCAUCGGUCAGGGACAACCUAAAAUGGAACACAAGGAUAAGUUACCAAGGGUAGAAGCAUUUAUUCUGGAAGUUCAACGCUUGGCAAAUCUGGUUCCCCUGAAUGUGCCACAUACAAGUAAACAAGAUUUCAUGUACAACGGAUACAUUUUCCCUAAGGGUGCUAUUGUGUUUGGUGUUUUAGAUUCUGUGAUGUCGGAUCCUGAAAUCUUUCCCGAACCUUCAAAUUUCAAACCAGAAAGAUUUCUGGACGAGAAUGGGAAAUGUUGCGGAGAACCGAAAACCAAAUUGAUUCCUUUUUCAAUAGGUAUGAAUUUGUUUGAAAUACAAUAUUUGAUAAGUAUAUCUACCCACCGUCACCGGUACCGUCUGAAUGGUACAUGCGUUAGGACAACAAAUUAUUCAUUGAAUUUCGAUUCGUGGGUGAAUUUGCUACAACAGAUCCUCGUGUACAUGAUAUGUUUGUCUUCCUAUAAACAGGGCGCCGUUCAUGUCUAGGUGAAUCACUCGCCAGAAUGGAGUUGUUCCUCUUCUUGACCAGAUUUUUACAGAAGUUUGAAGUCAAACCGGAGGAUCCUAAUUAUCUGCCUUCCCUGGAUGCAAUACUGGGCUUUACUAACGCGCCUAGGUCCUUCAAUCUCAAACUGGAGAAAAGAUGAUACUGAAUAUCUCUAUAGACUGCUGCCAUACUUGUGCUUGUUGAAAUUUAACGUCUUUACUUUUAAUCUCUGAAUGCAACAGCUGAUUUCAUGUGCUUUAUCAAUAUAUUCAUAAAAAAAGAUUGAACGGUGGAGAUAAAGAGAAAAAUCCUAUUUACGUUAAAGUUUGACUCCUUAUAUUAAAGAUGGAAUAAGAA